Archocentrus centrarchus (flier cichlid) is the source of this 1869-nucleotide messenger RNA. It is a transcript of the gene irak4, whose product is annotated as interleukin-1 receptor-associated kinase 4. Lineage: Eukaryota; Metazoa; Chordata; Actinopteri; Cichliformes; Cichlidae. Bases 253 to 1644 code for a protein of 463 amino acids. Gene Ontology annotation, molecular function: magnesium ion binding; protein serine/threonine kinase activity; ATP binding. The transcript has 11 exons. Gene Ontology annotation, biological process: signal transduction; protein phosphorylation. The record is from RefSeq and is a predicted model, not a curated record.
UUCCGCUGUGUAGGUGGAGACUUUCUGUGGGACGGCCCUGCUGUUUACGUUUAGGGGAAGUUGGUCAAUAUCGGAAAAACACACGUUUUUUUGUUUUUAGAGCUGUGAACGAAAAGAAAUUCUGUUUGCGAUUGUUCUGGUUCAAAGAGUGCACUCGGUGGAGUAUAAUUAACGUCUUUAGGUCUAAUGUCAUGACGGCAUGUUUUUUUAGAUAAAACCCAACCUCGGGUUUUGUCCGAUUUACCCCGUAGAAUGGAUAAUUCAGUAACUUCCGCUACUUACAUUCGCAACGUCAGUUAUCGUUUACGUCGCAAGUUAUCCGAUUUUUUGGAUCCUCAGGACAGGUGGAAAGAUGUUCUGGUAGAUAUACAAAAACCGAGCGGGGAGCCGAGGUACUCUCAGCUCCACGUCAGGAGAUUUGAAGGUCUUGUGGCACAAGGUCGCAGUCCCACAAUGGAGCUGCUCAAUGACUGGGGGACGACCAACAGCACUGUGGGUGAACUUGUGGACAUUUUGAAGAGCCACCAGUUACUGGCUGCUGCUGGUGUUCUGCUACCAGAGGCCAGUCCAUCAGAGACGGAGCUGACCCCUCCAGUAAAAACCCAAAGCACCGCUUCAACCAGGCUGCUGGGAGAGAGCAAUGCAUGGGCGCAGCCUGUCACCACUAUUCUGCAGUGUCGGAUACCGCAGGAGAACACUGAACCAAUACACACAGGCUUCUCCACUUUCUUAUACAGUGACCUGAUGAGGAUAACGGGCAACUUUGAUGACCGUUCCACCUCAGAUGGCGGGAGCCGACUUGGAGAGGGAGGCUUUGGGACAGUAUACAAAGGUCUCCUGAAUAACAAACCGGUUGCAGUGAAAAAAAUCAAACCGGUGGAUGACAUGCCACUGGACAAGUUGCAAGAUCAGUUCAACCAAGAGAUCCAAACUCUGAAAGUUUUGAAGCACGAGAACUUGGUUGACAUGGUUGGAUUUUCCUGUGAUGAGCAGCACCUGUGUUUAGUGUACACCUUUAUGGCCAAUGGUUCUCUGCUAGACCGACUGGCUUGCUUUGAAGGAAGUCCUCCACUUUCCUGGCACCAGAGAUGCUUGAUAGCAGAAGGGACAGCUAGAGCUUUGGAGUAUCUGCACUGCAACCAUCACGUCCACAGAGACGUUAAAAGUGCAAACAUCCUAUUGGAUGAAAACUUUGUGGCAAAAAUCUCAGACUUUGGGCUGACGAGAGCCUCAGCCAAGCGGACGUCGACAACCAUGAUGACGGAGAGGAUUGUAGGUACCCGUGCGUACAUGGCACCUGAGGCGCUGAGGGGAGAGAUCACACCAAAAUCCGAUGUCUUCAGUUUUGGAGUGGUGUUGUUAGAAAUAUUGUCUGGACUGCCGCCAGCUGAUGAAAACCGGGAGCCACAGUUCUUGAUGGAGAUUAGGUAUGACAUAGAUGAUGAAGAUGAGGAGCUGACUCUGGAGGAUUUUGUGGACAAAAAAAUGAAAGACUGGGAGCUGAGCCAGGUGGAGAGCAUCUACUCGCUGGCUUGCAACUGCCUCCAUGAGAGGAAAAACAGACGGCCUGUCAUCAAACAGGUUAACGCAGAGAUUCACGGAGUUGUCAAAAACAUUUCACUGGAUCUUCCCGGAAAGGAGUGAAGCAAAGCAUCCCAGGGAUUUGAGAGCCUGCUCCAAUCACACUGCAGAUCCUCAGAUGAGUCUGCUGUACUGCAAAGAUUUAACUUUUUUUUUAAUAGGUGUAACUGUUAUGAAAAUACUGCAGUGUGGUGCUGAUUAAGCUUUAGUGAGGCGAUUAUUAUACUGACUAAUGCUUUAAAAAUUACAGUGUGAAACAUAUGUAUUGUGAACAUUAAAAUAAAAUGA